AUGGGCCUCCGCCCAGCCCUCUACAAAUCCCAAUCACCACCCAUCAACGACUUCAACUUCAAGUCCCUCUGCCACAACACCGAAUCCCAUUGUGUCUUCGCCCACAUUCGCGCCAGCAGCGGCAGCGUCGUAACGCAAGUAAACUCGCACCCCUUUGUCUUCGGCCGCCACGUCUUCAUGCACAACGGCGUAAUCUCAAACUUCUCCGCCAUCCGCCGCGAAAUGACGGACCUGCUCUCCUUCGACGCCUACUGCAAUAUCCUCGGGAGCACAGACUCCGAGCACGCUGCCGCCCUCUACAUGACGAACCUAACCAACGGUGGCGCCGCCUCAACAUGGGAGGAGUCCUACCCUCUUGAUCAAAUGUUCGCCGCCAUGUGCAAAACCGUCAUCCAAAUCCUCACCCUGCAAGCCACCAAGCUCAAGCCCACCGAAAACACACCAAACUCGCUCAACUUCUGCACCACCGACGGCUCCAGGAUGCUGGCUAUUCGCUUCCGUAAUCACGCUACGCAGCAGCCACCUUCGCUCUACUGGUCCGAGUUUGCGGGCACCACAUUGAACACUAAAUAUCCUGGACUGCCAGACUCGUUGACAGCUGUGAAUCCCGAGGUUAUUGCGCAGGCGGACCAGAUGGGUAAGCAUACGAUUGUUGCAAGUGAGCCGACGACGUAUGAUGAGAAGGAGUGGCAUCUGAUUGGGAAGAAUUGCGCGCUUAUGGUGGGUGAGGAUGGUAUGGAGCAUGAGGUGCAGAUUGAGUAUGAUCAAGCAUUGAAUGCUAAGGAUCCGAAGUUUGACGCCGAGACCUGA
Pyrenophora tritici-repentis Pt-1C-BFP is the source of this 810-nucleotide messenger RNA. RefSeq names its product glutamine amidotransferase. Lineage: Eukaryota; Fungi; Ascomycota; Dothideomycetes; Pleosporales; Pleosporaceae. The record is from RefSeq and is a predicted model, not a curated record. Gene Ontology annotation, cellular component: cytoplasm; glutathione hydrolase complex. Gene Ontology annotation, molecular function: omega peptidase activity. Gene Ontology annotation, biological process: glutathione catabolic process.